GGAGGUUUCCGUGACUUUGGAGGUUACGAGCAGACAAAAGUCUCUGGCGUUGACGACUUAGUAUCAGUGUAAUUUGGUUACACGAUAUGAGAGCAGACAGCGAACUAGUGGGAUUAUCGGGUGCAGAGAGCCGAGUGAGCAGCCCUUUCCUGAUUACUGUCAGUUUGAGUCGGUCUGCAAACACUCGGCGAACAUAAUACAUGCGAAGAUAUCACGAGUGGCAGCUCUGGCUGAGCGUCGCUGGCUCGCAGCUGCAGGCCGGACCCGCUAGACCAAGAUGAAAAUGCGCUUGACGUCGCAGUACCUGAGGCGCCUCGUGCUGCUCGGCGGCCUGCUGCUCGUCGUCUUCUGCGGCGUCCAGCUGCUCAGGUCGGACGGCGGCUACAACGAGGCGGCCGACUCGAAUCUGGACAAGCUCAUGCGAAUCUCGCAGUCGAUCAAGAGCUUCAACCAAGAGGCGCGCUACGUUGGAAACGGGGUUCCCGCCUGCAAGUUUCCCGAGCUGGACAUCAACAACUCCGAGAUACUGAAGUUCAUCCACGAGGUGCCAGCGUUGCAGUGCGCACCGGAGGACUGGGUGAAGGCCGACGGUCCCCGGCUGUACGUCGACGAGAAGGCAAAGCAGCGCUUCGGGCCGAUAACCUGCGCGUUCAGCGAGAUCCUGCGGGUGGACGACUUCAGCAGCGAGCUGGCCGGCAGCGUGGAGAGCGACCAGUCGUACGUGUUGCGCCAGAGCGACUAUGCGGACGUGAAGUGCGAGUCGCGCACCGGCAAGCAGUGGCAUGGCGUGCUGGCUGCGGUGAGGGAGGAGCCGUCGCCGCGGCGCCAGUCCAGCUGGUCGGCGCUGCCCAGGUCGGCGCUGCCCCUGAACGUGCUCAUGUUCGGCUUCGACUCGCUCUCGCGCAACACCUUCGAGCGCAAGCUGCCCAGGUCGUAUGCGUUCCUGCGCCAGGCGCUAGGCGGCCUGGUGCUCGAGGGCUACAACAUCGUGGGCGACGGUACGCCCCAGGCCCUCAUCCCCAUCCUCACGGGCAAGAUCGAGCUCGAGCUGCCGGACGCGCGCAAGCGCAUGGCCGACAAGGCCAGCUACGUGGACGUCUACCCGCUGGUCUGGAAGGACUACAAGGCCGCCAACUACUUGACCGGUUUCAUGGAGGACGUGCCCCACAUCGGCACCUUCACCUACCGCCUCAAGGGCUUCCAGCGCCAGCCCACGGAUCACUACAUGCGCACCUACUACCUCGCUGCCGCGCCCUACUUCAAGUACUCCAAGCCCUUCUGCAUGGGCGGCCUGCCCAGGCACGCGCUCAUGCUCGACCACAUCCGGGCCAUAUUCGACGAGUACAGGCAUAAGCCCAAGUUCAUCUUUGGCUUUCACGGCGAGCUGUCCCACGACUCUUACAAUGACAUCGGCGUGGCCGACGACGACCUGCUCCGCUGGAUGAAGCAAUUGAAGGAUUCCGGGCACCUCAACAACACCAUUCUCAUCGUCAUGAGCGAUCACGGCCACAGGUUCGCCGACAUUAGGAAUACGCUCCAGGGCAAGCAAGAGGAAAGGCUGCCUUUCUUCUCCUUCACCUUUCCGCCCUGGUUCAAGCAGGUUUAUCCCCAGGCCUACGCCAAUUUCCUCUUUAAUACGCAGCAUCUCACGACGCCCUUCGACAUUCACGCCACUCUCAAGCACAUUUUGAACUUUGAAAAGCCCAAAGAGGCUGACCUCAGUAACAGGGCCAUCAGCUUAUUCGACAAGAUUCCCAUCGAGAGAACCUGUGCGGAUGCUUUCAUUGAGCCGCACUGGUGUGCCUGCUUAACCUGGCAAGAAAUUUCCGUCGAUCAACCAAUCGUACAACGAGCUGCCAAAUUUUUCGUCGAGUUCCUCAAUUUCUAUACAGGAGAACAUCGGGACAUAUGUCAGAAACUUCAUGUCGGCCAAGUUAUGUGGGCAUCUAAAUUGAUUCCUACCAAAGGUCUUCUCCAUUUUGAAAGAUCUCGCGAUGCUGAUGGAUUUGUUGCUGCAUUAAAUGCGAAAACUCAACUCACAACUGAAAUAUAUCAAUUGAAGAUCAAAACUUUACCAGGAAAUGGUCUCUUUGAAGCUAGUAUUUCACAUGAUGUUCAAAAAGAUAUUUUCUCUACAAAAAUUUCUGAUGUCAGCAGGAUAAAUAUGUACGGAUCUCAAGCAAGGUGCGUCGAACAUCAUUUGUUCCACUUGCGAAAAUAUUGUUACUGUAAAGAUUGAACAAGACGGUAAGUGGCGAUGUAAUCAACUUUCAAGCCAAGAAAAGUAAUGUGAUAUCGAAACCUAUUUUAUAACGUCAAUGGUACUCAAUUUUACGCGAAAAUAGUCAUAUCAACGAGUUCGUACACGAAGAUAAGAUUCAUAACUUAAAUAGUAACUGCAUAUUCUGCGAAUAGAACGUUUUUUUGUUUUUAUUUUUUUUAAAGUAUUUUGAACAUUAUUUUAAAAUAAACGCGACAUUCCAUAUCACAAAAGUUACACAGAAUCUAUGUUAAAUUUUAUUUAGUUUGGUAUUAACGACUCAAUCGAUACUACAUGGUGCUGAUUUGAAUGAUCUAACUUUUUUUACUGAUUUCUUCUAUUGUUUGCAUUUCGAAAGCGUUUGUGAUCAAACAGCAGUAAUUAAAUUUCAUAUUAAGUUUUAAACAAUCGAUAUUUUUAGAAUUUGCAACCAACGUUCAAUCUAAAUUCGAAAAAUCUUCGAAAAAAGAUUUAGAUGUUCCAUCUAUAUCUAUGUCUGAUCUAAUGCACACAAAUAUCAAUAAAAAAUUCGAUUUAUAUAGCAAUUGUGGUAAAAAUAGAUUCUUUUGGUGGAUUAAAAUAUUUUUUCAAUUAUAAAACAUUAAUUUUGUUGUAAAGUGGACUUAUAGUGGUUUAAUUUUGGAUUAUACAGGGUGUCCAAAAAGUUCCGGGACACCCCAGGUAGUCCUGAGAUAUAACUAUUGCCGAGGAGAUUAAGGUCAUUCCUGUAGUAACUUUGAACGAGGAAUCCAGUGGUGACCUUGGUUUUGACCUUGAGCUUGACCUUCAAGGUCAUUUCAAG
This is a messenger RNA of Phymastichus coffea, 3062 nucleotides long. RefSeq lists its product as uncharacterized. NCBI's taxonomy places the organism in Eukaryota, Metazoa, Arthropoda, Insecta, Hymenoptera, Eulophidae. Bases 278 to 2239 code for a protein of 653 amino acids. The record is from RefSeq and is a predicted model, not a curated record. The transcript has 11 exons.